AUCGGUGAAUCUUUCAAGAUCUUUCAGUGAUAAAGAUUACUUCGUUUUCUAUUCUGGGUUUAUGUUGAUUCCUGAAGAGUUGGUGUGAGGUCUCAAAAGAAAUGGAGUCUAAGGAAAUUAGAUCCUCCGUGAUUGAGAGAUCGAUGCGUUUUAAUGGACUAUUUCAGCCUCUGCAUCAAGAUAAGCUGAGAGUUGUUAAGAAACAGAACCAACAAAUCCAAAAGGAGUCCAUUUCUGGUUUCACAGUGAUUCCAACGAAGGAACUUUGUCGAGUUUAUCUCCGGAAACCCAAUUUGUUGGCUUCCAAGGGUAUAAUUGAUGCACUAGCUAAGCCUCCUCAUAGGAAUUAUGGUAGGAGAUAUGAUCAGCAAAACUUGAAGUCAAAGUUGAGACAUCAUCACACAACAAGUGUUGAUACUCUGAAACACAAAUUUGGGAAGAAAGAGAAUUCUCUGAGAUAUUUCACUCCUCUUGGUUUCAGUAGUGGUUCUCAUUUAGGAGAUAGAAAGACAGGGAAAGACCUUUCCUUUGAGGAGAAAUCCAAGGAAAUGAAGAAACUUUGUGAUGGUACUACUACAUUCGGUCAGAAGAAGGAUAGAGUUGUGAGAGAAGUUAAAUCCAGUUUGAUGGUUAGUACAUCUAGGGACAAAGUUGCUGCAGAUGUGAAGUUCAGGGAUUUGUCUUCUUCAGGUUUCAUUAGCAAGGAUAAAAAUGAUGAGUCAUUAGAUUGCUCCAAUGCAUCUCUGGAAUGUCAGACGAACUCGGAAGAAGCUCAUCAACCUAGUCCUGUUUCUGUUCUGGAGCCAAUGUUUUACGAAGAUAUCUUAGACGACAGUGAAGAUCUUCCUUAUCCCGAUUUUCAAAGUCUAGAGAAACAGCUGGAAACCCUGAAAUCUGAAUCUGAGAGUUAUUCAGAUGGGAGUGGGAUGGAAGUAUCAAGCGAUGAGGAGUCUGCACUUGAUUCUGAAACCAAAGAGAGCAAGGACAGUGCACCAAUUGGGGUCUUGGAUACCCAAGAUAGCAGGGAUUCUUCUUACAUUGAUGAUAUAUUGGUUGAAGUUGUACUUGGGGACAAGAAUUGGGUUCCUGGCAAACGUGAUUCACUGGAUUUAGUCACCAUCCCCAAGAUCUUUGAAAAACUGGAGAAGAAGUAUUACGCAGAGACCUCUUGGAAAAGAUCUGAAAGAAAGAUUUUGUUUGACAGAGUCAAUUCAGGUCUUGUAGAGAUUCUAGAAUCCUUCUCAGCUACACCAACAUGGAAGAAACCCGUUUCUAGAAGGCUUGGCACCGCGCUAAGCACAUGUGGACUGAAACAAGAACUCUGGAAAGUACUUUCUAGGCAAGAGAAGCGAGCCAAGAAAGAAUCAUUGGCCAAAGUGCCAGUCAUAGACAUUGAUAAGUGGUUAGAACUCGAAGCUGAUGAUGAGUCAGUGGUUUGUGAAUUAGAAAGCAUGAUAGUAGAUGAGCUGUUGGCUGAGGUUGUCAGCUUCAGGUAGGGUAUAGAGGGAUUCUUUCAAUUCUUUUCCGUUUCACAUCGCAAUCUCUGCAUUUUGUUUGAGAAUAGAAACAGAGUAGUAGUUGCAUUUGGCUUGCAUCAUCAAAGGGAGAUGUAUAGCAUUUGAGAAAGUUGUAUACAAAUAGUUUCUUUGUCAGGUCUAGGAUUGGCCUCUAAGCAAGUGAGUCAUGUUGCUUCAAAAGCUUAUUGUGACUUUUACCCAUUUGUCAAAGUGUUUCAACAAGGUUUUUUUGUGUGAAUGAAACAAGAUUUUGAUU
Molecule: messenger RNA, 1773 nt
Organism: Arabidopsis arenosa
Lineage: Eukaryota; Viridiplantae; Streptophyta; Magnoliopsida; Brassicales; Brassicaceae
Source: the annotation of a GenBank genome assembly